AUGGAAGCCAAGUUGGGUAUUACCAUGAGCUCAGACAGUUGCAAAUCAUUUAAGUAUCCUUAUGUGGCAGUGAUGAUAAAAGUGGCAGACAAAUCUGGUCAAAUGAACAAAUUCAUUGAAAUGACAAUUCCACAGUUUCAAAUUUUUUACAGACAGUUCAAGGAAAUUGCCUCUGUAAUGAAAGCUGUGAUAACUGCCUCCUAA
Jaculus jaculus (lesser Egyptian jerboa) is the source of this 204-nucleotide messenger RNA. Its product is annotated as COMM domain-containing protein 6-like. Bases 1 to 204 code for a protein of 67 amino acids. NCBI's taxonomy places the organism in Eukaryota, Metazoa, Chordata, Mammalia, Rodentia, Dipodidae. The transcript is spliced from 2 exons. The record is from RefSeq and is a predicted model, not a curated record. Gene Ontology annotation, molecular function: NF-kappaB binding.